Messenger RNA from Exophiala mesophila, 522 nucleotides. RefSeq lists its product as uncharacterized. The coding region runs from base 1 to 522 and encodes 173 amino acids. The record is from RefSeq and is a predicted model, not a curated record. The transcript has a single exon. NCBI's taxonomy places the organism in Eukaryota, Fungi, Ascomycota, Eurotiomycetes, Chaetothyriales, Herpotrichiellaceae.
AUGGCUAAUUCCAAAGUUGCUCUUGUCACAGCUUCUUCCGCCGGUCUGGGCGCCGCCAUUGCCACAAGUCUUGCAAUCGCAAACUAUAGAGUGGCAAUCAACUACUUUGCCUCUCCUCAUCGAGCUGAGACAGUCAUUGAGGAUAUGGAAAGGGUGGUUGGCCACAGUUCCUCAGAGCCAUCCGAAAAAUUCAUCGCCAUAAAAGCAGACAUUGGCCAGCCAUCAGAGAUUCGUACACUUAUAGCAGACGUGAUCUUAAAAUUUGGUCGACUCGAUCUGGUUGUUUCGAACGGUGGAUGGACACGUAUUACCGAUUUCGCAAACCUGGAGGGAAAUGUUGACGAGACAGACUGGGAUCAUUGUUGGAAUUUGAACGUCAAAAGCCAUCUCUUUCUCCUGCACGCAAGCAAAAAGUAUCUCGAGGACCGGGAGGGGUGCUUUAUCACGAUCGCAAGCGUCGCAGGUGUUAAGCCUAGCGGGAGCUCUGUGGUACACUACCAUUUCCCCCUUGCCACCUCCUAA